This is a messenger RNA of Cucurbita moschata (crookneck pumpkin), 644 nucleotides long. Its product is annotated as putative invertase inhibitor. Gene Ontology annotation, molecular function: enzyme inhibitor activity. Bases 82 to 639 code for a protein of 185 amino acids. The transcript has a single exon. NCBI's taxonomy places the organism in Eukaryota, Viridiplantae, Streptophyta, Magnoliopsida, Cucurbitales, Cucurbitaceae. The record is from RefSeq and is a predicted model, not a curated record.
CAAAACCAUAUAGUUUUCAAUUCAAAACAUUAUAAAUCAAUCCCAAAGUGAUCAAAACAAAUCAAUCAUAUUUAUAAGAUCAUGAUCAUGAACCCCAAAUCCUCAUCAUUUCCAUUCAUGAUCAUCAUCUCCAUGAUCAUCCUCAACAUCUCUACCACCAUUGUUGUUGCCAAUUUCGUCGAAAAAACUUGCAAGAAAUGCGAAAAGAACAACCCAAACGUCGACUACGAGUUCUGCGUUUCAUCCUUCCGUUCCCACCCGGGUAGCGACUCGGCCGACCUUCGCAAACUCGGAGCCAUCUCGUUACAUUUGAUUGGAAAGAACGUGAGCAACUCGGUCGAGUACGUGGAAGAUCUAUUGCAUAAAAAGGAAGUAGAUCCAUACAAAAGGGCUAGGUUAAAUGAUUGCUUGGAGGUGUAUUGUGAGGCAGUUGUUAGUGUAGAAGAAGGGAAGAAGGCAUACAAGGAAGGGAGGUAUGAUGAUGUUAAUAUCAAAGUGAGCUCAGUGAUGGAUGCUGGUAGGGUUUGUGAAGAUGGGUUUAGGGAAAAAGAAGGCCUCUCAUCGCCAUUGACGAGGUGGAAUAAUGAUACCUUUAACUUGACUGCCAUAGCUCUUUCAAUUAUCAAUAUGCUUUCUUAACAUUU